AAUUUAACCAUUACCUAAAUCCGAAGGGAAAUGAGCAAACCUCUCGGAUUGGGUGUCAAGGAAGUGAAGCUUGUGGUUUUGGGGGCUGAGCUCGGAAGGAGAUUAAAAAAAGAGAGAGAGAGAGACAACGCAGUCUCUCCCGAAAGCAACUCAGUUUGAAAACUCGGAGCGCAGUGCCGGUGCCCUGACCCCGCAGGUCUCCGCCUGACUGGGGCAGAGCAAGAACUCGAAGUGACAGUGGGCUGACGGCAGCUCCAGGCAGCGGAGUGGGGACCGCGCCGGACCACCAUGCCGCGUUCGUUCCUUGUCAAGAGCAAGAAGGCUCACAGUUACCACCAGCCGCGCUCCCCGGGACCCGACUAUUCCCUCCGCCUUGAGAAUGUACUGGCGUCAGGCGGAGCAGACAGCACCUCGAGCGCAGGAGGGGCGAAGACAGAGCCCCGGGGUCGUUUGUCCCCCGACUCACAGAUGACUGAGGCCCCUGACAGAGCCUCCGCAUCUCCGGGCAGCUGUGAGGGCAGCGUCUGCGACCGGAGCUCAGAGUUUGAGGAUUUCUGGAGGCCCCCGUCGCCCUCUGUGUCUCCAGCCUCAGAGAAGUCGGUGUGCCCGUCGCUGGACGAAGCCCAACCCUUCCCCCUGCCCUUCAAGCCAUACUCGUGGAGCGGCCUAGCGGGUUCUGACCUGCGGCACUUGGUGCACAGUUACCGGCCGUGCGCGGCCCUGGAGCGCGGCGCGGGCCUGGGCCUCUUCUGCGAGCGCGCCCCGGAGCCAGGCCACCCCGCGGCGCUCUACGGCCCGGAGCGGGCUGCGGGCGGCGCAGGGGCCGGGGCGCCCGGGGGAGGCAGCGCAGGAGGUGGCGCUGCCGGCGGCGCGGGCCUGGGGCUCUACGGCGACUUCGGGCCCCCGGCGGCAGGGCUGUACGAGCGGCCGACGGCGGCGGCCGGCGGGCUAUACUCUGAGCGCGGCCACGGGCUGCACGCGGACAAGGGCGCCGGCGUCAAGGUGGAGUCGGAGAUGCUGUGCACCCGCUUGCUGCUGGGCGGCGACUCCUACAAGUGCAUCAAGUGCAGCAAGGUGUUCUCCACGCCGCACGGGCUCGAGGUGCACGUGCGCAGGUCCCACAGCGGCACGAGACCCUUUGCGUGCGAGAUGUGCGGCAAGACCUUCGGGCACGCGGUGAGCCUGGAGCAGCACAAAGCCGUGCACUCGCAGGAACGAAGCUUUGACUGUAAGAUCUGUGGCAAGAGCUUCAAGAGGUCAUCUACGCUGUCCACACACUUGCUUAUCCAUUCAGACACCCGGCCCUACCCUUGUCAGUACUGUGGCAAGAGGUUCCACCAAAAGUCAGACAUGAAGAAACACACCUUCAUUCACACUGGUGAGAAGCCCCACAAAUGCCAGGUGUGUGGGAAGGCAUUCAGCCAGAGCUCCAACCUCAUCACCCACAGCCGCAAGCACACAGGCUUCAAACCCUUUGGCUGUGACCUUUGUGGGAAGGGCUUCCAGAGGAAGGUGGACCUCAGGCGGCACCGGGAGACACAGCAUGGGCUCAAAUGAGGGCCCUGGCUGGCUGCAAGCAGCAAGCAUUACACAACACUACGGAGGGCAGCCUCCCCACUUGCUAUCAUCCACUUCCGACAUUUCAGGCCCUCGGAGCCAGUCCGAAGAUCCCAGCAGGGUGAGCCCCUUCACCUUACUUCCUGGAACUGCAAGAGGGGAUAAAUUACCUUUACAAAGUUCAGCCCAGAGCGGGAACCAAGUAACUUACUGGGCUGUGAACACGCCGAAUAGGCUCCCCCACACCAGAAGGAAGACUCAAAAGUCAAGAGGGGCUCAGAUAAAAUCCUGGGCUCUGCAGUUCUCAUUCCCAGCCCUGCUCCACAGACAGGACAACCCUUCAGGUUUCUUCCCUUCUCCUGACCUACCCCAGAUACUUGUGUGGAAGAGGAGGAAUCACCAUUUACAAGGUUGACACGUGCUAAUGUUUUUAUCUAGAAUGAAAAAUGAGUGUUACUUUUUUUUUUUCUUUCUGGGGAGUCUGUUAACCCCUUUCUAUUGGGUGCUGCCUGUAAAUCUUGGAAGAAUCAAUUCUCCCACUUGAAGAAUGGUUCAGAAACUGAUUUGGGGAAGGAGUUUCAUACUUUUGAAAUGACAAAAUACGCUGUGCAGCCUGUUUCUUUUUUUUUUAAUUUUUUUUUUAACGUUAAUCUAUUCCCAAGACAGAGAGAGACAGAGCAUGAACGGGGGAGGGUCAGAGAGAGGGAGACACAGAAUCCAAAACAGGCUCCAGGCUCUGAGCUGUCAGCACAGAGCCCGACGCGGGGCUCGAACUCACGGACCUCGAAAUCAUGACCUGAGCCGAAGUCGGCUGCCCAACCGACCGAGCCAUCCAGGCGCCUCCAGCCUGUUUCAAGAGGGAGCAGAAGAAAAAAAAUCACUUGGUGGUGAGAGGAGAGGAGAGCCCUUCCUGCAAGAGGCUUGUGAAGACUUCAUCAGAGCAGCACCUCUGGACAACAAACCAUCUGUUCACUCAGCAAGUGUUUAUUGACCACAGGCUGCAGGCCUAGGUAUCAGGGAGCCAGAGAUUAAAGGUAUGGCCCUUGCCCCUGCCCUUCAAAAGCUAACAGUUGCACCUCCGAGUGGCUGGGUCUGAUUUUUCCCUCCAAAGGAAUUUGGAGAAGACAAAUAGAAUCUUGAACCUUCUUUUCUGACACAUUUGGAUUUUAUCAAGCAUAAACAAACAAAAAAGGCUGAACAGAUACUUCCAAGAUUUGUGUGUAUAUUCAGUUUUUGAUCGUUACACUGAUAUUUUUAAGAUGUCUAAGCUAGCAGGCAUGUGAAGUGAUCUUCCGUGUGUACUAGAAGGACACAAAGUGGUAUUUUUACGUUGAUGAGGUUUGUAAAUGUUUUUAGAUCUUCUGGAGUGCAUUUUGUUUGUUAAUACAUAUUUAUUAGAGUGAUGUUUUAAGUUAAUAAAGUAUUGAGACUCUUACCUAUGGCUUUUCAUUUAGGUAGGGAAUUUGGAAAAGACUUGUUUUAGCCCAUAGUGGGAGUUGGUCCUGAAGAAGCUAUAGUGAGGUAUUAAAAGUAAAGCAGACGAGCCAAUAUCCAGAAGAGAGUAAGAUCCAAUUGCUCGGAUUUUCAUAUGCUUUUCCCUUCUAUACCUCAAAAAUCCUUCUUUCUUAACGGAAAAACUAGGUAUACAAAACUAAGCUCCUGUCUUAUAGAGUCCCUGAUGGUCCUCAUGUACAUAGAUCCUUCUGAGGACCUCAGGGUUGUUUUUGUUUGUUUGUUUUUUGUGUUUUGUUUUGUUUAUAGGUCAGAAGGCUCCCAUAUGAAUAAAGAAAUCACAGUUCUUGGGUCCAGAAAUUGAGUCUUAGUUACAGCUCUGUCACCAACAUGCUGUGUGACUUAGGCAACUCCUUUGGCCUCCCUGAUUCCAGUUUCCUUGACCAUAAAAUGGGGAUAUGGUUCUGUCAUCCUAAUCCAACCCUGCCUGCUUUGAUUCUGUGGAGACUGGAGGGGAUAGAAAGUGUGUGAUAUUGGUUAGUUGCCUCACCUACUGCAAGUCUAAAUAUAAAGAUGCAUCAGGGGAGGGGUAGUAAAAUUGGAAUUUGAAUUAUUUCUGGUCUAUCCCACCUGUGGGAAUUUCUUGCAUGAAUCAGUCCUUAAGAAAAUGAAACUAGAAUAAGGUCCUGCCCUAAAUUCCAACUACCUGUGCUCAUUCUAACAUCUCUCAGCCAAGGUAUGCAUGGCCUGUGGUGACCACCAGUAGAUUGUGCCUUUCGAUUCAAAUCAAUUUCACACAUACUGAUUGAGAGCCUAGUAUGUGCCUGGCACUGUUCUAGGUGGUUGGGUACAGCAGUGAGCACAGUGUCCUAUGGAGCUUUAUUUAUUUUGUCACUGCUGAAUCUUCAGCUCCCAGAACAGUGCCUGUCACACCAAUAGGAGAUCAGUAGGUAUUUGCUGAGGUAGUAGGUAAAUAAGCAGAGAAAAUAAAAUUCUGCUUAACUCUGACCAGCUCUGCUUUCUAGAGCACAAUGGAAAGAUAAAUUGCUUGAAACUUUAGGAAACCAACUGAACACAUAGGACGUUCUCUGAGUUGGUGGGUAAGGGGGCAAGACUGCUUUUCUCCAGUCUCUCUAAAUCUCAGUCCUUGGCUGUGCUUAGUUGGUUUUCAACACCAUGUCUUUCCAUGUCAGUUUACUCUCAUUCAAAAUUUACAUUUGUUUAUAAUGCAGUUGAAGAUAAUUUUCCAGAACUGAUGGUUGAACAGUUACAGCAUCCAGAAACCUCUUCCUAGUGUCCUGGGAAACAAAACUCCCAGGGAAUAAAGAUCACAAAAUGUCCUUCGCACAGAAUUCACUGUGCAUACUGGUUGGUUAUUUCCAACUGGUUUGAAAAGUAAAGAAGUUGGCGUCAAGAGGUAAGUAGACUGAUUGAAAUCUAGUUAUCUGUCCUGUCCUUCUCUGAUGACAUUUAGAACUCUGGGGCCAUUGUCAUAAUCCUUGUUUUUGCUAUAAAUGAGAAGUUGUAAUUUUGAUGUUAACAGUAUGCCUUUUUAAGAAAAAAAUAUAUCUUGAUAUCCUCAGUUCAGAAUCAAAACAAAUUACUGCGCCUGUUACUGUGUGAAAUUUGAAGAUUGCAAAUAUCUCUCUUAAUGUUAUUACUUGCCUCCAUUAAAAAUAGAUUGUGAA
This is a messenger RNA of Lynx canadensis (Canada lynx), 4697 nucleotides long. RefSeq names its product growth factor independent 1 transcriptional repressor (gene GFI1). The transcript has 8 exons. Gene Ontology annotation, cellular component: nucleus. Lineage: Eukaryota; Metazoa; Chordata; Mammalia; Carnivora; Felidae. The coding region runs from base 289 to 1557 and encodes 422 amino acids. The record is from RefSeq and is a predicted model, not a curated record.